UUUUUUUUUUUUAUGUGUAUAAAAGUAUAUCUUUAUUUUAUUUUAUUUUAUCUUUCUUUUUUCGUUUUUUAUUUUUAUUUAUUUUGAUAUGAUUAUUAACGAGUAUAGAGUAAUUAAUAAUUGUACAGAAGAAGAAUAUCAAGUUGGUCAACUAUAUGCCACUGCUAUUGCAUCACAAGAAAAUACAGGUGGUGGAGAAGGAGUAGAGGUUAUUAAGAAUGAACCUUAUGAAAAGGAUGGUGAAAAGGGUCAAUAUACGUAUAAAAUAUUUCGUCUCGCUUCUCGUGUACCUGCUAUAGUAAAAGCAGUUGCUCCUACUGGCGCUCUUGAUUUAUAUGAGGAGGCUUGGAACGCGUAUCCAUACUGUAAAACUGAAAAAAAGAAUGGCUAUAUGAAAGAUAAUUUCUCUAUCGUUUAUGAAACUUUACAUGUCAAUGGGUCACGAGGAGAGAUUGAAAACGCAUUAAAUAUAUCAAAAGAAGAUUUAAAAAAGAGAAAUGUUAUUAUUAUUGACAUUGCUAAUGAUAAAAUCAAUCCGAAAGACUAUAAGCCUGAUGAAGACCCAAAAUUAUAUCAUUCUGAAAAGACAGGUCGCGGUCCUUUGACAGAUCCUGACUGGCAAAAGAAAGUUGAGCCUGUCAUGACAUGUUAUAAGCUUGUCUAUAUUGAAUUCAAAUGGUAUGGUCUUCAGACAAGGGUAGAAGCUUUCUUAGCAAAAACAGUACAAACACUCUUUACCAAAUUUCAUAGACAAAUGUUUUGUUGGACAGAUAAAUGGUACGGAAUGACAAUUCAAGACAUACGUAAUUUGGAAGCAAAAACAAAAGAAGACUUAGACUUAAAAAGAAAUCAAGGUGAAUUACCAGUGAACACCUUAGAUAACACAUAAUUAGAAAAACAAAAUAAAAAGGAUAAUAAAGAAUUUACAAAAAAAAAGAGGGGUUGAGAUGUAGUAAAUAAGCUUUUCAUGAUACUGCUAUUAUGUCUUUUUUUUUUUUU
This is a messenger RNA of Cokeromyces recurvatus, 999 nucleotides long. RefSeq lists its product as uncharacterized. NCBI's taxonomy places the organism in Eukaryota, Fungi, Mucoromycota, Mucoromycetes, Mucorales, Mucoraceae. The transcript has 6 exons. Gene Ontology annotation, molecular function: phosphatidylinositol binding; phosphatidylcholine binding; phosphatidylcholine intramembrane carrier activity. Gene Ontology annotation, biological process: phospholipid transport. Gene Ontology annotation, cellular component: cytoplasm. The coding region runs from base 89 to 889 and encodes 266 amino acids. The record is from RefSeq and is a predicted model, not a curated record.